Messenger RNA from Prunus armeniaca (apricot), 303 nucleotides. NCBI's taxonomy places the organism in Eukaryota, Viridiplantae, Streptophyta, Magnoliopsida, Rosales, Rosaceae. The record is from the annotation of a GenBank genome assembly.
AUGUCAUAUUUCAAACAUCCUUCCAGCAUCUACCCAACAAAACACUUCAAGCACCUAUUCCACAUCAAGCAAACCGCUUCCAGCAUCUACUCCUUGUUAAGCAAAACACUUCAAGCACCUGUUCGCAUCAAGCAAACCAUUUCCAACAUCUACUCCAUGUCAAGCAAACCACUUCUAGCACCUACUCCAUGUCAAGAAAAACACUUCAAGCACCUAUUACAAGCUUUCAAACAUCCUUCCAGCAUCUACCCACCAUGCCAGCUGUUUGAGCAAAAUUCGACACGGGGAAUAUUCACGAGUUGA